Molecule: messenger RNA, 1391 nt
Organism: Acomys russatus (golden spiny mouse)
Lineage: Eukaryota; Metazoa; Chordata; Mammalia; Rodentia; Muridae
Gene: Il1b
Product: interleukin 1 beta
Exons: 7
Coding region: 116-919 (267 amino acids)
Biological process (GO): regulation of nitric-oxide synthase activity; positive regulation of immature T cell proliferation in thymus; cellular response to lipopolysaccharide
Molecular function (GO): cytokine activity; interleukin-1 receptor binding
Source: RefSeq, a predicted model, not a curated record
CUUUAAAACAGGGAGGGAGAACCAGGAGACAGCAAACCCCGUGGUGUCGAGGCACAACAGGCUUAUCGGGAAUCCUCUGCAGCCAAGUUUCCUUGUGUAGGUGUCUGAAGCAGCUAUGGCAACUGUUCCUGAGCUCAACGGUGAAGUGACAGCAUUCCACAGUGACGAGAAUGACCUGUUUUUUGAGGGUGACGGACCCCAAAAGAUGAAGAGCUGCUUCCAAACCCUUGACCUGGGCUGUCCAGAUGAGAGCAUCCAGCUUCAAAUCUCCCAGCAGCAUUUCAACAAGAGCUUCAGGCAGGUGGUGUCGCUCUUCGUGGCCGUGGAGAAGCUGUGGAACAUACCUGUGGCUUGCCCGUGGACCUUCCAAGAUGAGGACCUGGGAACCUUCUUCCCCUUCAUCUUUGAAGAAGAACACAUCCUCAGUGACUCUUGGGAUGAUGAGCAGUUGGUGUGUGAUGUUGCCAUUCGACAGCUGCACUGCAGGCUCAGAGACGAACAGCAAAAAUGCCUCGUACUGUCUGAUCCAUGUGAGCUGAAAGCUCUCCACCUCAAUGGAGAGAAUAUAAACCAACAAGUGGUUUUCUCCAUGAGCUUUGUACACGGAGAAACAAGCAUCAACAAAAUACCAGUGGCUUUGGGCCUCAAGGGAAAGAAUCUGUACCUGUCCUGUGUGAUGAAAGACGGCAAACCUACCCUGCAGCUGGAGAGCGUGGAUCCCAAACAAUACCCAAAGAAGAAGAUGGAAAAGCGGUUUGUCUUCAACAAGACAGAAAUCAAAUCCAAGGUGGAGUUUGAGUCCGCACAGUUCCCCAACUGGUACAUCAGUACCUCCCAGGCAGAACACAAGCCUGUCUUCCUGGGAAACAACAGUGGUCAGGAUAUAGUGGACUUCACCAUGGAAUCCGUCUCUUCCUAAAGCAUAGGCUGGGCUAGGUCUAAUGUCUUCCCCAGGACAUGUUAAAGCACUCCCGUGUUGCCAGUAAGAAGACAGCCCUGUUCCAGGGGAACCCUUAGUCCUCUGCCAACAGGUCUCUCUUACCUCUUUUACACUUUCAGAACCACCAGAAACCAUGGCACAUUCUGUUCAAAGAAAGCCUGUCUUUUUCUCCUGGCCUCUGAUGAGCAACCACUUAUCUAUUUAUUUAUGUAUUUAUUGAUUGGUUGGUCUAUUUAAGUAAAUUCACGGGGCACAUAAGACAGCAAUGCCUACAAAAGAACCUAGCUUUCAAUGUUUAUGGAAUAAAUUUAAUUUGGACCAGUGCAUAGGCUGCAAUGAGUUCUUUCAUUGAAGCUGAGAAUAAAUAGGCUCCUACUGUGUAGAUGAGAAGAUUUAUGAAUGAAGCAUUAGCACAUUGUUUUGAUGAGAAUGAAAUAAAUUUCACUAAAAC